Rangifer tarandus platyrhynchus (Svalbard reindeer) is the source of this 318-nucleotide messenger RNA. NCBI's taxonomy places the organism in Eukaryota, Metazoa, Chordata, Mammalia, Artiodactyla, Cervidae. The record is from the annotation of a GenBank genome assembly.
AUGGAGAAUAAAGACAUCACAAUGGCAGCACAAAAGAGUUGCUCCUGGAAUCAAGGCCCUGGGUUCAUGUUACAGCAUCUGCUACUUUCUCGCCAUAUGACAGUGAUCGAAUUAUUGUAUCUGUCUGACUCUACAAAGUGGGCAUGCUUCCUGGGACUUGUAACGGUAGAAAUACAGACUCCAGGAUGUGAAGGGCUGGUGGUACUCUGGUCUCGUAAGUCUUCUCUAAGUUCUUAUAACUUAGUAGGAGGUGGUAUUCAUGUAGUGCCAGCACUGGACCUGCUUGCUAGAGCACAGUUACUUCCUGAGUGGAGUUAG